AUGACUGGCGGAACAUUCCGCUUUGAACAUGUUUACCCCAACAAGGCUCCUAAAACAAAGGGUACGUUGAUGAAGCCCGCACUGGUGACUGAUGUCGUGUUUGACCCUAUCGAUAACAUCCAAUCUGUAUUUGAUGAAGCGUCCCUGUUGGUGGGCAAUAUGAACCAGUUUAUGGAUGAGCUGCUCCACGCUCAGGGGAAUAGCCAACCUGAAUUCCAUGAUUUACCUGGGAGACCGCCAAGUCUGGAUCUGUUCAACCCUGACUUUCAGGUAAACGACUUAUUGAGCCAAUUUGCCAUUCAAGAUCCGCCGCCGGCUUCAAGUUUCGUUGUCGUCGAUGAAAUAUUACAAAAGCUGAAUGACUGGUUGAUGAUAGAAGUGGUGACAAAGCAGCAUCUUACCGAGCCACACAUUACCUACCUUGAUUUGUUAUCUAAUGGCGACAUGCUGUACAACUUCUUUCCAUUUGCCGCCUCCAUUGAUAGCAAUGGGGUGGUGAAGCUUCUUCUAGACCGAGCGUCAGAGUGUCCUUAUCUAUUGACAGCACUCUUGGCGACUCUGGCAACGUUUCGUUACAAUCAAACAGGUCGCAAAGUCCAUUCGGAGGCUCGUCAGAAAUAUCUCAAAAUCUGUCUUUUGCUGUUAUCUGAUGCAUUCACUAAUCACAUCAAAACGGAGGGUUUGGGACCUCUUCAACAAAGCCAAGCCCAAGACAUCGAAAAUCUUUUGCUUACGGUACUCGUCCUCACACUGACAUUUUCACUGAUGGCAUAUAGCAGCUCCUUGGUGAUGAAUUCAUGGCAAAUUCAUCUUCAUAAAGCUCGUGACGUGUUAAUGAGUUACAGCUCCAUCACAAGUCUGAAGCAAUUUUUGAGCAACGGGUUUGCCUUGGCUAAGAUGUGGUUUUUCUCUGCUGAAGCUAUGGCUAGUUUGUUUAGCCCGUUCGGUGGGGUAUUGCUGUAUGACUCUGAAACUGCUGAUGUCCACGCCAAGUUAUUCUUGCAGAACGGAUGUUACGACGAAGCGCUGGACCCCUUGUAUAACUUGGUGCUACGCCGGAUUGGCAUGUUGACCACACCCACAAAUCCUCGAGUCACUGAGUUCUCAUUGUACUUAGGAGUCACGGUUAACUUGAUUAGGAUCUCAUUUGAGAUUGCUAAGGCGCUUCUGUAUUGUCGAAAAUAUCCUGAUGAUGGCUAUGACCCUACAGAUGCCGCAAAAAUUGUGGUGGCAAUCGAACGCACUGCUCAAGAGGAAAUCUGCCCUGGAUUCAAUCGCGAAACUUACGAAAUACCCCUAGACUCUCCAGCUCAUCCAAAGUAUAUUGGGCCUGACCGACAGGUGUAUACUAAAGCGGCCUACUGGUGGGAAGGAGACAAAUGUUACUCUUGGUUUGAUUUAUCCCAACAAACUCAUUUGGAUGCACAUUAUCUUCAGUUAGUAUGCACUCAAGGUCUAUUUGGGGCUCGACGACUGAGUGGGGUGAUGAAAAGGAUCAUCCGCAAAUUGAUAAGGUCUCUCCGAUUCAUUAAGCUGCGACUGAAAGAUAACUAUGCCAAAUAUAGCAAAGAGCAAGAUAUUUUGGCCGAAACUGCUCAUUACUUUCUACCAAGUCUGCUAUUUGAUAUUCGAACGUUCAUGAUCCAGCUGCCCUAUUUGGUGGUAACGCGUCUUGUGACUUCCGAGGACGAUUUCGAGCGGCUCGAGUUGUUUUUCCUGGGUUUGGUUAAGCGGGGUAACGGAAGUGCUUUAGGAGCUCUAGACUUGGUCUAUCACUAUCGUGAACGCUGGCGAAAAGGAGUUGGCAGCGAUGAAGACAAUGAUUCCGAGGUAUUGGGUCUGAUCCCUUUGCAAUAA
This is a messenger RNA of Diutina rugosa, 1857 nucleotides long. RefSeq names its product Lys144p (gene LYS144). The transcript has a single exon. Bases 1 to 1857 code for a protein of 618 amino acids. Gene Ontology annotation, biological process: positive regulation of transcription by RNA polymerase II. Gene Ontology annotation, molecular function: DNA-binding transcription factor activity; transcription cis-regulatory region binding. The record is from RefSeq and is a predicted model, not a curated record. Lineage: Eukaryota; Fungi; Ascomycota; Pichiomycetes; Serinales; Debaryomycetaceae. Gene Ontology annotation, cellular component: nucleus.